AUGUCGUCUCAACUCCAGGUAGACGACGGCGCAGCCAGCAGCAGCGAUAACUUGGACAACGAGGGUGUGUGCCAGCCGGGCAACGAAAACACAGGGCGGUGGACUUCGGACGAGCACCGGCUGUUUUUGAGGGGCCUCGAGCUUCACGGCAAGGGGUGGAAGCAGAUCGCCACCCUCAUCCAGACGAGGACCGUCGUUCAAAUUCGCACUCAUGCCCAGAAGUAUUUCCAGAAGCUGUCCAAGGCGCAGGCUAGUGGCACGUCACACCUGGACCCCGCAACCCUCAUGAGCACCAUGGACGCUGGAAAGCCUCGCCCCGCCUCUGUGUCACGGAACUUGCGAAGCAGCACAAUGGCGAACAGCCCGGCGGAGUCGGAAGGGAGGCUCAUGAGCCUGAGGAAGCGCCGCAAUCGUGGCCGCCACCCGAGACACGACGAUGACCAAGACUACGACACCAACAGCGAGGAGAGCUACGACUACGCCCGCAGCAGCGCCACCACGCGCACCCGCCGACGCAGGCGGAGCGUCAGCAGCGGCAGCAGCGGCGGCGGCGGCGGCGGAUCGAGCGAAAGCGAAGAGGAGGACGGGGAAGGUGGUGGCAGGGGUCACCGCGGUGUGUACCGCGAGACGGCGCUGGGCGCGACGACGACGACGACGAUGAUGAUGAUGGUGAGGCAGGCAGAAGAAGCGCCUGCGUUUACGGUCGGUGGCGGCAACAGUGGUGCGCACGGCGCGGAGUUUGAUGAGGAGGAGGCGGAGGAGGAGUUGGACGAGAGCGUGGAUGUCGAGGGACACAACAGCAACAACAAAAACGUCGGUAUUUCGUCGUCGCUCCUGCACGGCGGCACCGCCGGUACGUGGAGCAAGCGGCGGCCGGCCAAAAGCCACCGGCCUUCCCCGACGAAGGCGUCCAAGGCCGCCGCCAUUGCCGCCGCCGGCGGCGCGGCCGACGCCCGCGCGCUCGCGUGGGAGGCCGCGGCGGCGAAGGCUGCCGCGGGAGAGGAGGGCGAGGAGGCUGCUGCUGAUGGUGUAGUGGGCGGUGGGUCCGGGACGAAGCGUCACCGGAGCGAGAGCGUUAGCAGCAGCAGCAACGACGCGUCGCUCGGCAAGACCAUCAAGAGCCUCAAGCGCACGGGCGGGUCGUCUCAGACCACACGGAUUAGUCCUACUUCAGUGGCGGAUGUCAACAGCUUCAUGUCGUUCCCGGUGCCGCAAACGGAGCGCUCGGACAUGGCGAUGCACCACCUACCGCAGCAGUUGGCCCCCUCCUGGUGCACCAAGCCCCAGGACACCUGGAUGGCCGGGGCAGGGCUGGACAUGGGGGGUCUCGAGGCGGACGACGCGGGGCCCUUCCGGUGGUUCAUCGACGAGCGUUCGCUUUCCGCACCAGGCGCGUUUUUCCAGCCGCCGGUGGAGACCUGGAGCGGUUCCGACACGACCGACGUCUCCACGUCCGCGGGCAGCGACCACCAGCACCACCGGACCGUCGUACCCGAGCAUCUUCCCUCCAACACGAACAAGGUCGACAUGUCCCCGGGGGGCGUUUUGACUAGCGACAACACGCAUAAUCAAGAGGACGUUUCCAUCGCCAAGCACCGGGGCAUGAUGGAGCCAAUCGUCCCCAUUUCCGACGCGGCAAUGGCCAGCGAGGUCAGCCGUCACGUCGAGGCCGACAGCGCCACCGCCUGUGCUGCCGCGGGCUGCGCCGGCGGCGCAAGCGCGAGCGCCGGCGGCGCCGGCGACGGCGGCCACUCGCUCGACAUCACCUCGGGCCUCUGGCUCGACCACCCGCAGGAGGCCCACGAGGCCGUCGCGUCGCCCCUGAUGUACGGCCUCGGCCUGUCCGCUCCCGCCAACACCGGGGGCGCCGGCGGCGGGGGCGGGGCGGGGGGGCUCGGCGGGGGCCUGUCUCUGCCUUCCCUCGACGAGGAGGAGGUCCUGGGGUUCUUGGCCUGCGCGGAGGAGAACAGCAGGCAGGCCGCCGCCGCCGCCGCCGGGGGCGACGCGGAUGAGAACGAUUUGCUAGUCUGAAUCCAACUGAGUUUUUUGGCCACCGAGGACUAGUCCUCACCGAAGAUAAAUGGAUGGGAGAAAAAUGCGUUUUGAGGCUUGGCCGCGGUGACUCCGAAGAUGUGGAGGCGUUUGAGAAGUUAUUUUGGUUGCUCGUGGACCGAAUUAGUCGUCUCGUCUCGCUUGCGACCGGUGCUACAUACGGGGGGGUGUUUAGGGUUGUAUGCGAUGCAAGUAUGGUGGGGCUCCGUGGUCGCAUGCAUGACCGGCGGAAGGUAGGGGGGGAGGGGGGGGGCUAGAUAUUGUUUCCAGGUUUCUUUUUUCGUGAGUCAAGAAAAAAACAUGAACAAUUAUUUUUUCUUGGAGGUUCAAGGCCGUCCCAACACGCUUGGCCUUUUUUUUUCCUUCGCCUGUGAAUUUCCUCAAAUAUUUUCGGCGCAACGGCGGCGGUGGUGGCGAUAAUGAAACACACUCGAGAGGAAGCAUGGUUCUCUGCUGAAUUUUAGUCCACGCGGGCGAGUCUGAGUGUAGAAGGAGUGGCAGUAGUGUUCGCGUUGAUGGGGAUUAAUGUUUUCAUCAAUUUUUAUUAUUUGCGUGUUGCCAUGCAUCUUCACAUCAUCAAGACUAAGUUUUAAGAGUUCGUGAGUACGUAGUUCACAUUCAAGUACAUAUGUUCGAGGUUGUAUCACCAACCUACGUAGACUACUUUGGUGCGUGGGGUCACGCCGGCGUUGGGGUUUCCUAGAGAGAUGGAUUUUUUUUUUUUUGGUUUGUUGAAAUGUCGCUGCAAGUGUAUUUUGUCUCUCUGCUUGGGCGGUGAUACCAACCAAGGUUUUCGGUAUGUUUGUGUUGCUGUUGUGUCGUCAUAUGAACGUUCUGUCCGUUGCUCAGGUCUUGUUGGCCAUACUUGUUUCUCUGCGACACCGGUAGCUUCCUAGAGAGAUGGAAUUUUUUUUUUUUUUGGUUUGUUGAAAUGUAACUGCAAGUGUAUUUUGUCUCUCUGCUUGGGCGGUGAUACCAACCAAGGUUUUCGGUAUGUUUGUUUUGCUGUUGUGUCGUCAUAUGAACGUUCUGUCCGUUGCUCAGGUCUUGUUGGCCAUACUUGUUUCUCUGCGAUACCAGUAGCAGGAUCGAUGCAUGGACGGGCGGGUGCGUGGUUUGCAUGUGCGUUAAUUCAGAAAAAUGGAGUGAGUGGCCACUACUCAACUCAGAUCUUAACGGGCAAGUGACGAAAAAAAUCAAAUUGGGGGAUUUUUGUACAGGUCGGCGAGAAGGCCAGUCGUUGUUGUAGUUGAUGUUGCGGUAUCUUAAAAGCAUUGCAGACCCAGCCAAGCGCAAGAAUGGCACAAAAAAGAAAUUGUUUCGUGGUUGUCUUGGUGCUAGAGUGUGAGUCCCUCCGCGGAGAGAAGAAAAUAAUGCAGUCGGUGAUUUUCUUUGUUUUCAGGCGUUUUUUUGCUUCCAAUGUCCCGGCGUGUUGUUCGUCGGCGUGUUGGAAAGCUGUUGACUGUUUGUGUUGUUUGUGUUUUGUGUGAUUGAUUGCUGUCGGCUUGUUGGCCAAAACCGUCGUCAUCGCGGUGUACUACAACUGCUGCUGCUGCUGCCGUGUUGUUUUGCUUGGUCGAAGGGGGGAGGGUGAAAAAAGCCAGGAGAAGAUAAUUUCGACGGGGGCCCGUGGAUGUGGGUUGGCCGACGGGGUGCCCUGUGUACGUACUUUGGGGAAUCCUGGGCUGGGGAGAGAGGAGAGGUGGGUAUUGAUGGUCGUACGGUUCUUCUCUUUUUUUCGCUGACGGCCCAGAUGUCUUGUUUAUCCCCCUGUGGAGUCUUUCUUUUCUUGCAUGAGAAUAGUGAGUGGGGUGCCCACGGGCGGUGGAUUGUGGUUCUAGCGGGGGUGGCAGUCGUUGUUGUUUGCGAAAGACACGCGACGUGCCCCGUCAUAGAGAACAGACUUAUCCUGUAGUUGUGUACGGUUGGGGUGCCUGAGAAAGGUCUAACACGUUAUAUUGCGCACACGUUUUCGUCGCGUGUUGCAUGCAUACGAGAAGAGGGCUUUCUUGAAGU
Ectocarpus siliculosus is the source of this 4068-nucleotide messenger RNA. Lineage: Eukaryota; Phaeophyceae; Ectocarpales; Ectocarpaceae. The record is from the annotation of a GenBank genome assembly.